Messenger RNA from Puntigrus tetrazona (Sumatra barb), 1639 nucleotides. RefSeq names its product transmembrane protein 196. The transcript has 4 exons. Lineage: Eukaryota; Metazoa; Chordata; Actinopteri; Cypriniformes; Cyprinidae. The record is from RefSeq and is a predicted model, not a curated record. The coding region runs from base 602 to 1162 and encodes 186 amino acids.
AUAUAAAGACUUUUAUGCGCGCUGUUAUGGGUUCGGGCCACUCGAAACCUCUCAAACUAAAUGUGAUUGAGAGUGUUAAUGCGCAGUGCUGACAUGUGCCUUUAGGCGUCCGACUCGCUGGUUUUACGCAAUAAACUGACCUGGGCGCGUUCACCACGAUCAGCGCUUUUACGCGUCAUUGCGCAUAACCACCUGCUCCGCUGUUUGACAGAAAUGCAACUUUUCCCGCCAGGUUGGAUUUGGGGCAUUUGUAGCAAUCGCCGUUCCGGGGAAUUACAUCAAGUAUAUGAUCGAAUGACGACGGUAAAAGUAUUUUAGAGCCAUUCCGCUGCAGCGCCGUAAAGAAAGUGGCAGUGGGCGGGGCUUGUCCUCUGUCAGACUGAGAGAAAACGCAUGGGAGCAGAAGCAUGGUAAACAGAGUGAGGAGGAGGGUAAAGUUAAUGGAGAGCGCACUGAUUCGUGAACCGCUGGCGUGUUUUGGAGACAUCGCGUAAGUUGAUGUUCGUCCGCGCACUUUCCUGGAUCUCACGCGUUUGGUUUAUCUCUGAAGACAUGGAGUGAAGCGUUUUGCGCACCGGCCAGGAAGGAUGCCCGAGCGAAGAUGUGCUCCAGCCGGAAGAUCAUCUGGAGUUUGUUGGUUCUGUCGGUGCUGGAGAUAGGGCUCGGGGUGUCCAGCAUCGCCCUGGGCGCGGUGGGCAUCUGCCGGGCCAAAGCGGAGCACAAGACCCAGCAGGGCGACGCUUCUCCGGUAUGGAGCGGAGUGUGUUUUCUCAUCUGUGGGCUGUGUGGCAUGCUGUGUGCACGGAAAAGAACAGGACUGAUUAUGAUAUUAUUUUCCUCCUGUUGCAUUUGUGGGUUAAUCGGCGGGAUCCUGAACUUCCAGUUUGUCCGUGCACUGGUCAAGCGUCCAGACGCCAUGCGCUCCCUUCAUUUGGCCGUCAUGUCCCUGGCGUGUCUGGGCAUCAGCAGCUGCACGCUGUCCACGUGGCUGACCUGCAGGCUGGCCAGCAGCGAACAGCAGCGCAUGUUUCUGGAGAGAGAACAUUCACUGCAUCACUCGCACGAAAUGGCAGAGAAGGUACGCCAGGAGCUGGAGGUUUUGGAUAACACCAGCAAUGGCAUCUCUCAAAUCUCCUACAACGGCCGGAGCGCCUCGCCGUGACAGCUCGCUGCCCACUCGCUCUUCCACCUGAUUGGCUGAGUCAGGCUGACAGUUCUUUCACUCUGAUUGGCUGAGUCGAGCUGACAGCAGAAGCGCAGACGGCGUUCGUAGGACAUCCUGUAGACAGAGCGUCAGAUAACAGUAUUGAGCAGACAGACAGCCAAUCAGUGUCCGGUUACCUGAUGACCUCCGGAGAGGUCAGAGCUGAUGACCUUCACGACCAGCGUUCACAAAAACAGAUAUCUGAGUACGACAUAAGCAUGCAGGCGAUCUUCCGUCUCUUUCUGUAUCUCUUUCUCUCUCCCUGUAUGUAGAUGAAGGGAACGUUAAAUCUGAAAUUGUAAUCCUGAUAUUGUACGGUAUACUGAAUGCUUUUAUCCUGAUCGUAAACAUGCACACUGUAAAAUGCCUGUAAAAAUAUUUAUUAAUUUACAGUAUUUUUAUAUAGAGGCUUCAUAAAAAAAAAAAAUAAAUAAA